AUGAAAUCCAUGGAAAAUAAAAUUCACAUUGUGAUCUUAUAUGAUAGUGAUCGAGAUCUACAAUAUUUGAAUAGUCUUCUGAAAUCUAUUUUCUAUCAUCAAAAUGGAAGAUUUCGAUGUGAUUUAAAAGCUUGUUGUCUAUCAAACUUUUGUGAUCGAUUUAUGAAUGAUUGUCAAACUGUUAUGAACAAUGUAUCAACAACAUAUACAACUGUAUUUCAUUUCUUAAUAACGUCGAUUUCAUCAAAUAGUCAGUUGUUGAAUUUGAUGAAUACAUGGAAAUUACAUAAUAUGGAAUAUCAUUAUUACAAUUGCAGUAACUAUUUGGCAAAUCUUCAGUGGAUAAGCUCUAAACAUCCUGCAGGUGCUAAACCAUUUUUAAAAUUAAUGCUUACAGAGAUACUACCAACUAAUAUCAAUAAAGUUAUUGUACUUGACAAUGAUAUACUUCUUAACAUAGAUAUUAUUGAAUUAUGGAAUCACUUUGAAAAUUUCAAUGAAAUUCAGGGUUACGGGUAUAAUAAUGGUGUACUAUUAUUCGAUUUGUCUAAAAUACGAUUAACUUUAUGGAAUGAACUAUGGAUAGUUAUAACGAGAAAUGCAUUGGAUACUCAAGGUUACUUGACAACUGGAGAGCAGGAUAUUUUAAACUUAAUAUUAUUCGAAUUCAAAUACAUUCUAUAUGAGAUUCCAUGUGAAUGGAAUAUUCAAUUAAGUGCAGGAAGUGAUGAACAACGAUGUCCCGUAAGUUGGUUAACUUAUACCGAAUUGAAAAAACGUAAUUAUUCAACAAUUUUUAAACAACCAAAGCUCAUUCAUAUUAAUCAUCUUAUUAAACCAAAUGAUAUAUUACUGAAUGAAAUCCCAAUUGAAUAUACUGAUUACUUGGAUAUUAUCCUUAAACAGUAUGAACUAUAUGGCAAAUUCGUGUCAGUAUACCGUCAAUAUACUCAAUUACAUGAAUCAUGCUUCCAAUAG
Molecule: messenger RNA, 978 nt
Organism: Schistosoma guineensis
Lineage: Eukaryota; Metazoa; Platyhelminthes; Trematoda; Strigeidida; Schistosomatidae
Source: the annotation of a GenBank genome assembly